GAUGGAGGCUCUGGCAUUAGUUUUCAUUUUCGGCGCUCAAAAGAUGAUAUAAAAAUGAAUAUUUGAGACUUGUGUUUUUAUUAGUUUGUAAAACAGAAAAUGGUAACGAUUGUUGAUGAUAUAGAUUUUUUAACAGUUCAAGAGGCGAUUUUUAAAGAUGUCAAAUAUUACCUCUCUGGCGAUGUCUCGGAAAGGAUUAUGCAGUUACUUCAGUCAGGUGGAGGUGAAAAUACAAAAUAUUUUUCUGACUACGUUACUCAUCUAAUUUGUGGUCAAAAUGCUGCCGAUACAGACAUCGAUGAAGCUCAGGACAUCUAUCAGAUUCCUGCUGUGAAUGAAAAUUGGGUCCUUGCUUGUGCUAGAUUAAAAAAAUUGGCAAACACAAAGCCAUACUUUCCUAGCAAGAAUAAAAUAUUCUCAAAUGUUGUUGCAUGUGUAUCCAAAGUGACUCCAGCCGAUGCCAAAUCAUUAUUUGCGCUAAUAUCUUAUCAUGGUGGAAGAGUGAAGUUAAAUUUAGAUAGUCAGUGUACUCAUUUGAUCUGUGGCUCGACAUCAAGUAAAAAAUAUAAUUCAGCCUUAUCAUUAUCCUAUAAAAUUAAAAUCGUCACUCCAGACUGGGUUUUGGAGAGCUUGCGAGCUAGAAUACAGGCAGUGGCUGAGGUAUUUCACCCUAAAUUAUUGGUUAUACCAAAACCGCCACCGCCACCAAAACCAAUGGAUCGUAUUAGUGCAAUUACAGGAUUCGAUUUUGAAGAAGGCAUUGCUAAAAACGAAGUUCCAACUCAAAACAUGUCAGAAGGUAAAAAUGAAGAUACAAAAGCACUUUUAGAUAAACUCAAGCAAAGAAUGCCUUGGAAUAACAAUCCAUCGACAGCUAAUUCUUCAGCAGUCACAACUUCUAAUGCUAACUCAAUGGGCUACACAAUUGCAUCUAACACAACAAGUAUUGUCACAAAAUCUUUACCACAAGGAAUAAAUCAGAAUGUACAAAUACAGGGUGUUCAACAAAACACCCAGCUUAUACAGAAGUUUGGACAGAAUCCUCCUAUUUCACAGGCAAAUAUUAAUAUUCAGAAUCAACAAUCUAAUAUGCAACAAGGUUAUACACAAACUCAACAGUCACCACAACCUCAUGGGCUAUCUGCAAUACAAAUACAACAACAAAAGUUACUACAACAACAUCAACUCAGAAUGCAAAUGUUACAACAAGGCUUUACUCAGCCGAACGUUUCUCAGAUGAAUCAAAAUAUUUCUGGUCAAAUUCAGCAACAUAUUCAAAGUAAUCAACAUCAUGUCCAACAAUCACAAAAUGUUUCUCAAUCACAGAAUACAUCUAUGACUUCUGCUCAACAACAAAUUGAAAGCAUUAGUCAAAUGCUGAGUCAAAGUGCCAAUAAUUUACAACAAGCAAAUAAUUUGCAGCAAGCACAGCUUAAUCAACAAAACAUGUCUCUAAAACAAACUCUUACUUUAAGUCAGCAAAGUGCCGUGCAAAACAUUGCUCAGCAAUUGGCACAGUCAACUCAAAAUUUACAACAGAGCUUACAAAAUGCCAAACUUAACCAGAGCCUUGGUCAAAAUCAAGUGAUAAACCAGCAACAGAUGAUGAGCUCUGGUCAACAACUUUCAUCACAAAAUCAAGGCAUGAUCCAACAGCAGACUGUUCAAUCUUUGACUAAUCAGCAACAAAAUCUUAAUAUGGGAGUUCAGCAAGGCCUUGUUACAUCCCAAGCUCAAUCCAAUCAAGGACAACUAAGCCAAUUAGUAAGUAAUGCCUCUCAACAGUCUGUCAUUGGUCAGCAAAUACAACAAUCAAUACAAGGUCAACAGAGUGGAAACAUGCCAGUGCAAGGUACAUGGAGACAGCAGAAUAUUCAAAUGGUUCAAAAUGUCCAAGGUCAACACCAAAUCAUCAGGAGUCCAUUGGUUCAGUCAAGGAAUCCCCAAAACCAAGUUAUAUUACAGCAGCAGAUUAUGCAAACUCAACAGCAAGCAUUGAUAAACAACCAACAGUCUCAGCUGAGUCCACAGCAUGGAGUACAACAAUCACAACAGAUUUUACAACAAUCCAUUGGAUCUCAAGGUCAAGCAAUAAGUCAGACACAUCAUCAAAUACUGGUACAGAAACAACAACUAUUAAACAAUGCUGGACAACAACAGAUUGUUCAAGCACCACAGCAAGUUUUGAUAAAUCAGCACACUGGCCAACAGCAAAUACUUGUUCAUGGAAAUCAACAAGUUACCCUACAGGGUGGACAGCAAAUAGUAUCACAGAGCCAAAUAGUCCAUCAAGGAGGUCAAUUAGUCAAUCAAGGUGGACAACAAAUACUUACUCAGGGUACUCAACAAGUUCUAUCACAAGGGGGGCAACAUGUAAUUACCCAACAGGGACAGCAGCACCAAGUAGUGAUAGCUCAAUCACCACAGCAAAUUGUAUCCCAGUCGGGACAACAAAUAAUUGGUCAAAAUGUUGGUCAGGGACAACAAGUAUUGUCACAGGUGCCUCAGUCUCCUCAGCCUGGAGGGCAAAUUACUGGUGGAGGCAUUCAGCAGAUAAUAACUCAUAGUGGUGGACAGCAAAUAGUGUCACCAGGUGGGCAGCAAAUUGUACAGGGUGGGCAGAAUGUUUCUUGGCAACAGCAGCAAUACAUACAGCAACGCCAACCCAUUGGUCAACCCACUGGAGUUGGACAAAGGCCCCUACAAGUAUCAUGGACAGCUGGCGGCGGCGGGCGGCAGCUGAUCCACCUGGACGCGCAGACG
Zerene cesonia (dogface butterfly) is the source of this 2763-nucleotide messenger RNA. Its product is annotated as PAX-interacting protein 1-like. The transcript has 3 exons. NCBI's taxonomy places the organism in Eukaryota, Metazoa, Arthropoda, Insecta, Lepidoptera, Pieridae. The record is from RefSeq and is a predicted model, not a curated record. The annotation marks the transcript as partial.